GGCUGUUAUUUAUUUAUCGUUAUCGGACUGAAUGAGCGCAAACAAAGUGAAUCCAAGAUGAGCUUUCUAACCUUGUUAACGUUGUGCCUUGGGCUCCUGGUGAUCCAGCCGCGGCCCCUCGAAUCCCUGGAACCCAUCACAAUGAGCGCCAUAGGAUUCGGGGCCCUGGGAAUAGGUGCUUACUUCAAGGAGUAUACGUACUGCCGAUUUACCGAGUGCUGCGACGAUCGCAGCAUUCCGGGCGACAUAAAUGAGUUGAAUGCAUCGCUGAAGAGGACAUUGUUUGGCCAGCACAUUGUGGCCCAGCAUGUUGUGCCGGCCCUGAUGGCCCAUUUCAGCAAGAGCAGCAAAUCGAGGAAGCCGCUGGUCUUCAGCUUUCACGGCCAGCCGGGAACGGGCAAGAAUUUUGUGGCGGAGCAGAUUGCCCAGGCUCUGUACUUGGAGGGCUCCAAGUCUGGCUAUGUGGCCAAGUAUCUGGGCCAGGCCGAUUUCCCCCAGGCGGAGAAUGUGGGCCUCUACAAGGCGCGGAUCAAUCGCGAGGUGCGUGCCCACCUGCGCAGCUGCCCACGAUCCCUGUUCAUCUUCGACGAGGUGGACAAGAUGCCCAGUGGCGUGUUCGACACGCUCGCCUCGCUGGUGGACUACAAUGCCUUCGCCGAUGGCACGGACAAUACGAAGGCCAUCUUCAUAUUCCUCUCCAACACGGCAGGCAGUCAUAUAGCCGAUCAACUGGGCAACUUGAUGAAGCAUGGUACACUGCGGGAGGACACCCGUCUGAGCGACUUUGAGGCGCUGCUGAAGAAGGCCGCCUACAAUCUGGAUGGCGGACUGAAGAGGACCACCCUGAUCGAUGCGCAUGUCAUCGACCACUACAUUCCGUUCCUGCCCAUGGAGAAGGUCCAUGUGGUGCAGUGCCUGGAGGCCGAGUUCCGCCGUUGGCAUCGCCAGCCCGAUAAACAGAUAAUCGGUGAUAUCUUGAGUUCAUCCAUUAGCUAUGAUCGCACGCAUGGCCUGUUCGCCAUUUCCGGCUGCAAAACGCUCGAGAAGAAGGUGGCCAUGGCCAUCAACUAGAAGGGUAGUCAAUUAGUGAUGCAUGCUAGAGCCUCUUUCACAUUUCGUAUUGUAUUUUUUGAGAAUAUUUUAAAGAAUAAAGUUUAAGAGGGCAUUGUAA
This is a messenger RNA of Drosophila elegans, 1171 nucleotides long. It is a transcript of the gene Torsin, whose product is annotated as torsin-like protein. Gene Ontology annotation, biological process: cellular response to misfolded protein. The record is from RefSeq and is a predicted model, not a curated record. Gene Ontology annotation, molecular function: ATP binding; ATP hydrolysis activity. The transcript has 2 exons. Bases 58 to 1071 code for a protein of 337 amino acids. Lineage: Eukaryota; Metazoa; Arthropoda; Insecta; Diptera; Drosophilidae.